Lentinula edodes (shiitake mushroom) is the source of this 2376-nucleotide messenger RNA. RefSeq lists its product as uncharacterized. Gene Ontology annotation, molecular function: metal ion binding. The coding region runs from base 354 to 2174 and encodes 606 amino acids. The transcript has 5 exons. The record is from RefSeq and is a predicted model, not a curated record. NCBI's taxonomy places the organism in Eukaryota, Fungi, Basidiomycota, Agaricomycetes, Agaricales, Omphalotaceae.
AUUCUUUCUGCUGCACCGUGCGGCGUGGACGGAGAACCUUCUACCAGCUUCGCUGCAUUAUAAAUCGACCACUUUUAUGUUGUCCACAUAAGCUCUAGGCUUAACCGGAUCCCGAAGUAUAACCUUUUUGUUCUCGUACGCUGAUCAGCACGGUAGCAUCGAGCAAUAACAGACCAACAAUCACAGUCGUUACACGACAAGAGCGAGGACAAAGACGAUAUAUCCUAUCAGAUCCUAUCCUAUCCUAUCCUUCAAUUUCACAGGAGACGAAGGAUAUUAUAGUAACAGCUAGAUCACAAGAACCCUGAUCACUUCCCCCGCUACAUAUCAGAAUCAACACCUGACCAUUAACAAUGGACGGACGCGGACUUCCUCUACUCUCUGGACCACCACCACCACCCGACUCCAGUGAAUCAGCGGAGAUGGGAUGCAGAAAAUGUGCCAAGGAGUUUAAUAUUCUAUUUACUAGGUCAAGGAGGUGUAAUCAUUGUGGAUACGCGUAUUGCCAAAGCUGUACAGACUACCAAGCGCUUAUGCCUCGAGAAUCUUCCUCUGGGUCAUCUGGAUACGAUCCAAUGAACGUCUGUGCGUUUUGUAUUGAAUUUCUACAAAUCACUGCGUCAGGAAAAGGCGCUCUUAAAAACUUACCAUUAGCUAAACUGCGUAAAUACGCCGGAGCGUAUAACAUUCGGAUUGAUCAUGCUGUAGAGAAGGACGAUGUAAUUGAAGCCUUAUUGGCCGCUAGACAACCAAACGGCUGCCUAUCGCCACAGAACGAAUCCUAUUACAGAAGAUACUCAGUCCCCAAUCGUGCAGGACCGGGACAAAGCUCAACUCGGGCGCGAGUACAAAACCUGUUCUCCUCUUCUUCAUCGUUACGCAGUUCCAACAACAACGCAAACUCAGCACCUCCGCCGCCUCCUCCACCACAGCAUACCAGACCAGAGUUCGCAAGACCGGAUUUGGAACCAGAUGGAGGAAGAGAAGAUAGAGGAAUCCCCAUUCGACCCAGGAUGCAGCCGUUUUCAGCUGCUGCAGGAGCUCCACCUCGUAGGAAUACCGCUACGCGACCGCAAUCUACACCAACAGCGUCAGCACCUCGACCGGCCCCUACACCUUCGCCGGAAUUUAGGCCUCAUUCGAACUAUGUUCCUCCUCCUCAACCUUCUUAUUCUUCUUACCCUUCAUAUCCAAGUUCCUAUCAAAAUCCCCAAAAUUCAAAUCCUCCUUCAGCUCCACCUCGACCGCAACAGUACCAUCCAUACGCUUCUUAUACUCCCAACUCUGGUGCUUCCAGGUCUUCUCAUAACCUCCACGUUCCUCCCGGUCAUGUUCCUCCUCGGCCGGGAUCCGUUCCGCCUCGUCAAAGGGCAUCUUCAGCCGCUCCUUCAACACGAACGCCUCCGUCUGCUCCUCCGCCGCCCACACUGGAUCAACUACUCUCUAUGACUACGGAGUCUAUGUCCUCUUUAUCCAUUUCCUCCCUCAAGGCAAUCUUAUUUGCAAAUCAUGUAAAUUCCAGCAUGAUUCUGGAGAAAGGAGAUUUGGUCAGACGGGUUGUGGGGCUUGUAGAGGAUGAGAAAAGAGAGAGGAGAGAACAUGAGGAACGGGAGUUGGAGGAGCAAAGACAGAGAGAAGAGACAGAGAGAAUUGAACGGGAAAGGGAAGAAAGAGAAGAUCAAGAAAGAAUAAGAAUUCAGCAUGAAAUGAUGGAGGCGUUUGAGAGGGAAAAGAGGGAGAGGGAAAGUCGAGAGCUGGAACUCAAUAGAGAGCGAGAAGAAACAGCACGGCGCGAAGAAGAACGAAUAGACGGACUCCAGAGUGACCUGAUGCAGGUAGACAGUGAAUCCGAAUCUCGACAUACGCAUAAUGGCGAACAUAAUCCCAAUCCUACAUCUUCGUCUUCACCACCACCGCCUCCUACUCCACCUAAGACUUCCCCUGCCCCCUCUAAAGCUCCACCCAAAGCUCCAGCUACUGCAGCGUUUGUCGAACGUACAGGCUUGUGCGUCGUCUGUCAAGACGAAGAAGCGAAUAUUGCAAUUGUUGAUUGUGGACACUUAGCAAUGUGUCGCUCAUGCUGCGACGCCAUAAUGCAAUCCACGAGGGAAUGUCCCCUUUGUCGAACAAGGAUCGUCACUGAAGCUAGGCUUCUAAGGAUUUUCAAGGCGUAAUACAUGUUGAGUACUUGUGAUUGGAAUUAGGAUCGGGUUAUGGGAUCGGGUUAUCUUCUUCAAUUGGUUUGCUUUCUUUCAAAUUCAUGUAUCAUGCUUUUCACCUUGUUAAAGGAUAAUAAUGUUAUCUGUAACAUACGAGUAGUCUUUUCAGAUGUAAGUUGCAUUCCUAUGUCGCCCGACAACUACCUCGUGCGGUGAC